GUGGUGGUACCACAGAUUACUAAAGUUACUUAAUAAAAGCCUGGAUAUUUUAUAUUUAUUCACUGGAAUUACUGGUCUGUGGUAGUAGGCACUAGGGACGUAAAUAAUGCUUCCCAUAUCUAUUUGUUCAAUUUUUCAAUUCAGAAAACUAGAAUUUCAAAACUACUCUUUAAUGUAGUGUGUUAAACACUUCCUCCAAUAAUGUCCGACGACGAGGUUAUACGCUUCGAGAUCACCGACUACGACUUGGACAACGAGUUCAACCCCAACAGGAGCCGCAGGGCCAAGAAAGAACACCAAAUAUAUGGCGUGUGGGCCAAAGAUAGCGAUGAGGAGGACAAUGAAGACAACAUCAGGAGGAGGGUUCGCAAACCCAAGGAUUUCUCUGCACCCAUUGGCUUUGUGGCAGGUGGGGUGCAGCAGGCUGGCAAGAAGAAGGAGGACAAGCAAGAACUAGAAAAGUCAGAAGCAUCAUCAUCAAAGUCGAAAUUCGUCGAUAGCUCUGAUGAAGAUGUGCCGGCCCCGGAGGAGAGCGACACGGCGGGCAUCCGGCGCGCGGGGCAGGGCAUGCGCACGGCGCGGCUGGGCGGCAGCGUGGGCACCUGGGAGAAGCACACCAAGGGCAUCGGCGCCAAGCUGCUGCUGCAGAUGGGCUACCAGCCGGGCAAGGGUCUCGGCAAGGACCUGCAGGGCAUAUCCGCGCCCGUGGAGGCCACCGUGAGGAAGGGGCGCGGGGCCAUCGGAGCUUACGGUCCGGAGAAGCUCGCCAAGGCGAAGCAGGACGAGCAGCGGCGCAAGGAGGAGCAGGAGGAGCAGGAGAAGGGCUCCAAGAACAAGUCCGGCAACUGGAAGAAGUCGCACAAGGGCCGCUACUUCUACAAGGAGGCGGCCGACGUCAUCCAGGAGGGCCAGCCCACCAUGCACGCCGUCAGCAGCGCCGCCGCGUGCAGCGCGCCCGUCAUCGACCUGACGGGGCGCGCGCGCCGCGUGCUCAGCGGCUACCACGCGCUGCGCGCCGCCGCGCCGCGCUUCGAGCACGAGCCGCGCCGCGCCUGCACGCGCUUCGCCGCGCCCGCGCUGGCGCACAACCUGGCGCUGGCCGUGGACUGCUGCGAGCGCGACAUCAUCGCCAACGCGCGCGAGCUGCGCGCGGCCGACGACGAGCUGCUGGCGCUGCGCCGCGACGCCGACGACUGCGCCGAGCGGCUGCGCGCGCAGGACCGCCUGGUGGCGCGCCUGCACGCGCUGCUGGAGCGCGCCUCCGCGCUGGCGCGCCCCGCCUCCGCCGACGCCGCGCUGGCCGCGCUGGCCGACCUGCAGGAGCAGUUCCCGCUGGAGUACGGCGCGUUCGGGCUGGGCGGCGUGGCCGGCGGCGUGGCGGCGCCGCUGCUGCGCGCGCUCACGGACGCCUGGAGCCCGCUGGACGCGCCCGCGGCGCCCGAGCCCGCCUUCCGCCGCUGGCGCGCGCUGCUGGACGAGGAGGCCUACGCGGCGCUGCUGGCGGACACCGUCGUGCCGCGCCUGGCCGCCGCCGCCGAGCAGUGGAACCCGCGCGAGCCGGAGCGCAUGCUGCGCGCCGUGCAGGCGUGGCGCGAGGCGAGCCCCGCCUGGCUGCUGCGCGCGGCCGUGGCGCGGCACGUGGCGCCGCGCGUGCUGCACGGGGUGAGGGCGUGGGACCCCACGCGCGACCCGCAGCCGCUGCACGCCUGGGUGCUGCCGUGGCACGAGCUGGCGGGCGAGGCGCUGGCGCGCGAGGUGUACCCGCUGAUCCGCGCGCGGCUGGCGGCGGCGCUGGCGGCGUGGCACCCGGCCGACGGCAGCGCGCUGCCGCUGCUGGGCGCGUGGCGCGCGGCGUGGGGGCCGGCGCUGGCGCCGCUGCUGGCGCAGCACGUGGCGCCCAAGCUGGAGCACUGCCUGCACGCCGCGCCGCUGGAGCUGCUGGGCGCGCGCGCGCCGCCCGCCUGGCAGUGGUGCGUGCAGUGGCUGCCGCUGCUGGGCGCGCCCGGCGUGGCGGCGCUGGCCGCGCGCGCGCUGCUGCCGCGCUGGCUGGCCGCGCUGGCCGCCUGGCUCAACUCCGCGCCGCCGCACGCCGCGCUGCUGGCCUGCUACACCGACUUCAAGAAAACGUUCCCCGAGGAGGUGCUGCGCGAGCCCGCCGUGCGCGACGCGUUCCGCAAGGCGCUGGACAUGCUGAACCGCGGCUGCGACGCGUCGCCCGCGCCCGCGCCCGCGCCCGCGCCGCCCGAGCCCGCGCGCGCGGCCGAGCCGCAGCGCAGCUUCUCGGAGCUGCUGCAGGCGCGCUGCGCCGAGCGCGGCGUGGCGUGCGUGCCGCUGGGCGGGCGCGCGCGCGACGGGCGGCCGCUGCUGGCGGUGGGCGCGCUGCAGUGCUACGUGCUGCGCAACGUCAUCAUGCUCUCGGCGGACGGCGGCCGCAGCUUCGCGCCCGUGCCGCUCGAGCGGCUGCUGGCGCUGGCGGCCGAGUAGCGCGCGCCCGCUUGCAUUGUUUCCGUGUAAAGUGAGUUAAAUAGUGACGCAUACUAUGAAAGUGUUGAGUUUUACCAAUAUAUAGCAUUAUUUUUUGUAUAAAACUAAUAAUACAUUACGCCUGAAAAGAGAUGUAUAAUUUACAUUAUGGCACAAAUUCCUUUCCCAUUUUUUAACCGACAGUAUUUUACACAAUUUACCAUAGAGUAAAAAUGUUCCACGUCCCAAGUCACACUCGACCGUUUCUAUCUAAAAAGAAAACGUUAUAAUUAUUACCAAUUUUUUUUAAAACUAAUAUUUAUUAUGUUUAAAUUUCGUUAAAAAAAUAUAUAUGUACUGAUAAAAUAAAUAUUGCGAGGCAAUUAAAAGCUUUUCACUGCUUCUCAUGUUCUAAAUUUUCAUGUCGAAGUAAAAUGGACUUAAUCCCACUUGUUUUGAAGUAGCGAAUCCUGUGCUUCUGAUUUUGCACACGUGAAAAGUCCACGCUGAAGAAUUGUAGGCCAAUUUGAGCUUAAAUGGAAUACAGAUAAGAUUCAUUUUACUCCGAUGUUCCAGUAUUGCAUUACUCGAAAACGAAGCGGGCGAGUAUUUCUUGUUCUGCUACCGACAUAGAAUUUUGUUGUGUAUUAUCUAAUGUCUGAACUAGGCAAGACAACAGCAGUGGCAUUUAUUUAUAGAAAAUAUUUCUUUUAUCGAAUGAAGAAUUGCAUCUUGAAUAUUUUGCAAAAAUAAUUGGAAAUUGUAUAAGUGUAAUUUAAUUCUUAUUCAAUUUAAACAUUUA
Messenger RNA from Pararge aegeria (speckled wood butterfly), 3265 nucleotides. RefSeq names its product septin-interacting protein 1 (gene sip1). Bases 202 to 2484 code for a protein of 760 amino acids. Gene Ontology annotation, cellular component: U2-type post-mRNA release spliceosomal complex. The transcript has 10 exons. Lineage: Eukaryota; Metazoa; Arthropoda; Insecta; Lepidoptera; Nymphalidae. Gene Ontology annotation, molecular function: nucleic acid binding. Gene Ontology annotation, biological process: spliceosomal complex disassembly. The record is from RefSeq and is a predicted model, not a curated record.